This is a messenger RNA of Closterium sp. NIES-65, 2307 nucleotides long. The record is from the annotation of a GenBank genome assembly. Lineage: Eukaryota; Viridiplantae; Streptophyta; Zygnematophyceae; Desmidiales; Closteriaceae.
AUGGGGACCAUCACGCAGAAGAUCAAAGACAUUGAAGAUGAGAUGGCUCGCACGCAGAAGAACAAGGCAACAGCACACCACUUGGGCCUGCUCAAGGCCAAGCUGGCGAAGCUUCGACGAGAGAUCCUCACGCCUUCAGGCGGCAAGGGAGGCGGAGCAGGAGAGGGCUUUGACGUGACGAAAAGUGGUGACUCGAGAGUUGGGCUUGUGGGUUUCCCGUCAGUUGGGAAGUCGACGCUUUUAAACAAGCUGACAGGCACAUUCUCUGAGGUGGCAUCGUACGAGUUCACAACGCUCACGUGCAUUCCGGGUGUGAUUCGAUACCGAGGGGCCAAGAUCCAGCUGCUGGAUUUACCGGGAAUCAUUGAGGGAGCCAAGGACGGCAAGGGGCGAGGCAGGCAGGUCAUCUCGAUCGCCCGCACGUGCAACUGCAUUGUGAUCGUGCUGGAUGCCAUCAAGCCCAUCACGCACAAGAGUCUGAAUGAGACAGGGAUUGAGAUGCCUCACACCAUCCCCUCGCAUCCCCCUCCCUCUCUGCUGCUGCCACCCCAUCAGGUCAUCUCGACCGCCCGCACGUGCAACUGCAUUGUGAUUGUGUUGGAUGCCAUCAAGCCCAUCACACCCUCCCCUCCGCUACCUCUCUCCGUCCCUCUCCUCCCGUCGCCCCCACGCGGUGUGCUCCGAGUACCGCAUCCACAAUGCCCUUACUCACCCUCCUUCCUUUCCCUCCCUCCUCGCCCUCCCCUCUUCCCUCCCUUUCCCCUUGCCCUCCUCCCUCCCUUUCUCUCCUCUACCCCUCUCCCUCCUCCCUCCUUCGCUCUUCUCCCUCCCAGGCUGAACAAGGAACCUCCAAACCUGACGUUCAGGAGGAAGGACAAGGGCGGCAUCAGCAUCACAGCAGCUUGCAGCGUCACCAAUCUAGACCUCGACACAGUCAAGGCCGUGUGCUCCGAGUACCGCAUUUACGCCUCCCUCACUCAACCUUCUUCCUUUCCCUCCCUCCUCUCCCUCUCCUCCUCCCUCCCCUUCUUCGUCCCCUUCGUCCCCCUCUCUCUCCCUCCCUCACUCCCUCCUCUUCUCCCUCCCAGGCUGAACAAGGAGCCUCCAAACCUGACCUUUAGGAGGAAGGACAAGGGCGGCAUCAGCAUCACAGCAGCGUGCAGCGUCACCAACCUGGACCUCGACACGGUCAAGGCCGUGUGCUCCGAGUACCGCAUCCACCCCACCCCACCCUCACCCCCUCCCUCCCGCCCCCUCCUCUCCCUCCGCUCCUCCCUCCCUGUCUCCCCUCCCUUCUCCCUCGCCCUCUCCCUCCCGUUUCUCGAUGGGGGGUGCCGUUUCCCCCCCUGGCAGGCUGAACAAGGAGGCGCCGAACCUCACCUUCCGGAGAAAGGACAAGGGCGGCUGAACAAGGAGCCUCCAAACCUGACCUUCCGGAGAAAGGACAAGGGCGGCAUCAGCAUCACAGCAGCGUGCAGCGUCACCAAUCUAGACCUCGACACGGUGAAGGCGGUGUGCUCGGAGUACCGCAUCCACAACGCGGACGUGCAUCUGCGAUACGAUGCGACGGUGGACGACCUGAUCGACGUGAUUGAGGGCAGCCGCGUGUACAUCCCGUGUGUGUACGCUGUCAAUAAGGUGGACCAGAUCACGCUGGAGGAGCUGGAGGUGCUGGAUAAGCUUCCCCAUUACUGCCCUGUCAGCGCUCAUCUGGAGUGGAAUCUGGACGGGUUACUGGAGAAGAUCUGGGAGUACCUUGACCUCGUGCGCGUGUACACCAAGCCCAGAGGAGCAAAUCCAGAGAGGUUGAAACGUGUGCUUGUGCGCUCUCUUCCCUGCAUGAUCCCGCAUGCCCACUUGGAGUGGAACCUGGAUGGCUUACUGGAGAAGAUCUGGGAGUACCUGGACCUUGUUCGAGUGUACACCAAGCCGAGGGGAGCGAAUCCGGACUAUGAGGAUCCGGUGAUUCUGUCGCGUGCUCUCACCACUGGUUCCCUCCCUUCUCUGUGGCUGGCGAUUCAACAUCCAUGCAGUGCCCACUUGGAGUGGAAUCUGGAUGGCUUACUGGAGAAGAUCUGGGAGUAUCUUGACCUCGUGCGGGUGUACACGAAGCCACGGGGGGCGAAUCCGGACUACGAGGAUCCCGUGAUUCUGUCGGGCAAGUCGGUGACGGUGGAUGACUUCUGCAACCGCAUCCACAAGGACAUGUCCAAGCAGUUCAAAUAUGCCAAGCACAAGCCGCAACGAGUAGGCAAGGAGCACGAAUUGGAGGAUGAGGAUGUUGUGCAGAUUGUGAAGAAGGUGUGA